UAAAUGAGGGUGAUUUUCAUUUGGCUAUACGAAACAUAAAACUCGCUUCGCUUUUUUUUUGCUAGUUAUAAAAUGAGUCGUGUGUUAAUAAAAAAUUUGCCGCCUGAAACAACCAUAAGAAAUAUAUAUGAUUUUUGCUGUCCCUAUGGGCAUCUUUUAAAGACCGAUUUAAACAUUCCAGACCGAGUCGCUUGCGUUGAAUACGAAAAUUUCAGAGACGCACAAGAUCUUGUUGGCGAUAGGCAAGGAUAUGUGGUUAAUGGCCAUGAGCUUCAACUUGAAAUUGCAUCCACGAAUACGGACUACUCAGUGGAUGACAAUGGGUCAAGGCACAGAAAUUCUUCGCCUGGUUUCUCAGACUCGCGAUGGCGGGCAAAUAACAUGGAGAGCAUGAGACGCCCGGCCAACAAUAACAACGACUAUGCACAUGGUGAUGACAGUUCAAUUGAUAAACAGCUUAAUUAUACAGAAGCAUGCAGCUUUGUAUACAACCGUUUUCUUCGGGAAGGAUACGAUCCCCAUGAAGCAAGACAAAAAGUUCAACCAUUUCUUAAGAAAAUUAUUGCAGGAUUUAAUAAGGGUUUUAACGAUGCGGAACCCUUUAAUAUUGGCAUGGAACAAGCUGGAACUUCCAGUUCAAGAAAUUUUGACUUCAAUGAUUUUAACCAAGGAAGCAGAAACAAUACACAAGAUUGGGAUGGCUAUAACUCACAUUCAGGAAAUCAGCAUGCGCAAUCCUCUCGUGACCGACCCAUUAUUGAUGAAUAUGGUGAGGGCUAUUGGAACAAUAAUGGUGCUAACAAAGCGCAAUAUAAUGAAAGAGAGGAGCCAGACGAGAUACCACGCAAUCCCAUCAGUCACUCUACCUAUAUGAAGUCGCUAAAAAUUAAACAGAUAAUAGAAACGAAAAUUGGCAUGGGGCAUGCUAAUCCCGAUAUAAUGACGGAUCUGCAAUUCCAUAGCCAAAUCGUGGAAGACUAUGAACAUAAUCGCCGAUUGGAACGAAAGCGCGAGAGAAUGUCUCCACCAACGAAUAUUGUAAGAAAACAGAUGAGAAUGGAUGACGAAUUGUUUUCGCAAAGGAAACAAAACCUAUCUAAUAAAUCACAAAACCCCACGAUUAAGCCGCAUGGCGAUCGUAACCAGAGUUGGGUACGCUAUGACUCUGAGAAGCCAACUACCUCAAAGGCUCCACCAGUCAUGAUAAGUUAUCCUACCAAAUCCUCUUGGGGUAUGUACAAAGAGGAGCAGUUGAGAAAUAACCGUUCAACUCUUCCUGACACAUCGACGAUGUUUGGCCAAUUCGACCAGAUGAGCAAAACAAAAUCAAGAUCUGCCUUGAAUAGAGACAAAGCCGCCCAAAGGGUCUUAUCCACAUGGGGUAGCAAACCCGUUGAAGAACUAGCCCCGUCGAGGUUGAAAAGUCUUCAAUGGGCCAAAUCCCAUUUGGACAGCUUCAACCCCUCUGUGUAGGUAAAUGAACAACGGACACCUAAAUGCUUCAUGAUAUAAGCAUUAUAAAAAACAAAGUCUUUUAAAAAUAUGUACAUGCAUAGUCAUGACGCUCUUCAAUAUAAAAUUUGAAUUAAAAUUGGAUUUUGGAAAAUGCAUUACUCUUCAUUUACUAUUAUUUACAAACUAUAAUUUUUAAAUACAUAUACAUUUUAAGCUAUUGUCAAAGAGCAUUAAGACCAAGAGACUAGUCUCUCACAAUUAUAAAACAUAUGUCAAAUGCUGUAGAUGCCGUUCGAAAAGCCGAAGAAAAAAGUUCAUAGAAAUCACCUUUAGAUCCUGCAAUUUCAUGUAAAUAAGAUAUGGAAGUCAAGUAACUUUUCCAAGCGAUAGUCGAGGCAAACUGAUCCAAAUUGAGAACCCACACUUGCAUCACACUAAGAACCAGCUUUUAUCCAUAUGCUCUUUGACUAUUAUAUUUUAUAUAAAAAUUCAAUAAAAUUGCUCCCAUUUCCAAAUUUCA
Molecule: messenger RNA, 1975 nt
Organism: Stomoxys calcitrans (stable fly)
Lineage: Eukaryota; Metazoa; Arthropoda; Insecta; Diptera; Muscidae
Exons: 3
Coding region: 73-1473 (466 amino acids)
Molecular function (GO): RNA binding
Source: RefSeq, a predicted model, not a curated record